GGAGGGAGAGAAAGGGAGAGAAAUAUUCCAUGGAGGAGGCUGUAAAUUCAGGAUCUCAAAGCAUCCUUCCUGUUUUUUGCAGCAGAAUGAAGCUUAUUGUGGACUACGCUUUGUGUUGUCAUUGAGCUGCCUUCCUGCGUCAAGAAUGGAGGUGUGUGCGAGAGUUGGGCUUGUUGGCACGGCAGCCUCAUAUGACCAGCUGGUCCGCCAGGUGGAAGACUUGAAGAAGGAGAAUUCUCACCUCAGGAGGGAGCUGCAGGAUAACAGCAGCCAACUGAGCCGGCUUGAACAUGACACAUCUGAUAUGAAGGAGGUUUUGAAACAUCUUCAAGACAAACUUGAACAAGAUGUUGGUGGGUCAUCAUGUCAGCCUGAAAUGUUUGACCAAAUAAAAGUUCUGCAGGGUGAUAUGCCUGGCCUGUACAACCAGUAUUCAUCUCCUGCCCUUGGUUCAGAUGUUUCUGAGAUAAUGGGUUGUCCAUCCGGAGCAGCCCCACUGCAGUCAGAGACCCCGCAGAAGAGAGGAAGGGAGGAGGCCAGAUCGACUGGGCAACUUAAAAUAGAAUUGGACAAGGAAAGGGCACUGUUGUUGGCGGAGAUUGAAAAGGAGGAGAAGGAGAAACUCUGGUACUACUCACAACUUCAGAGUCUGUCCAAGCGUCUGAAGGAGCUGCCACAUGUCGAGACUUUCUCUCUGCAGAUUGAUCUUAUACGGCAGCAGCUAGAGUUUGAAUCUGAACACUUGAGCUGUGUGUUGGAGGAGAGAUUUGGGACAGCAGAUGAGAUGGUGCAGAGAGCACAGAUUCGAGCCUCUCGUUUGGAGCAGAUCGAACAGCAGCUGGAAGAAGUAAAGAGAGUAGAGAGCAAGGAUCAUCAGGUCCAAGAGAUAAUUGAAAGUCUUGAGCCCACAGACAAGGUUAAUGCUCCGAACAUUCCCCAGCCUGAAGACAGCUCAGCACAGCCAGAAAAUAAGGCGGAGGUUGUGUUCUGGCUUUUGUCCAUGUUGGCCACACGUGACAAGGAUGACAUGUCACGCACUUUGCUUGCCAUGUCCAGUUCUCAAGAAAGUUGUCAGGCAAUGCGGAGGUCUGGUUGCUUACCCCUACUGCUCCAGAUACUACAUGAAGCAGAACGAGAUGUGCAGCCUCAGGAGUCCCAGAAACUCAAAGAUGCCAGAAUGCGAGCAAAUGCUGCACUGCACAAUGUUAUCUUCUCACAACCAGAUGAAGGACAAGCCAAAAAGGAGAUGAGAGUUCUUCACAUCCUGGAGCAAAUCCGAUCUUACACGGAAACCUGCUGGGAAUGGAUGCUAGGACAUGAACAAAGUGGGGAUGCACAAGAGGGCAGCCCAGCUCCAGUCCCUGUUGAACCACAGAUUUGUCAGGCAAGCUGUGCUGUUAUGAAGCUAUCAUUUGAUGAGGAAUAUCGCAGAGCAAUGAAUGAACUGGGUGCCCUUCACGCUAUAGCAGAGCUCCUAGAGGUGGAUUAUCAGAUGCACAAGAUGACUAGUGAUCCCCUCAGCUUGGCACUAAGACGCUAUGCAGGAAUGGCUCUCACCAAUCUGACCUUUGGAGAUGUGGUUAACAAGGCUACACUUUGUUCCAGACGUGGUUGUAUGCAGGCAAUUGUGGCUCACCUUGCCUCUGAGAGUGAAGAACUUCACCAGGUUGCAUCAAGCAUUUUGAGAAAUCUAUCCUGGCGAGCAGACAUGAACAGCAAGAAGAUUUUGCGAGAAGUUGGCAGUGUAAUCAGUCUGAUGCAGUGUGCCCUGCGGGCCACAAAGGAGUCAACACUCAAAAGUGUGCUCAGUGCCCUGUGGAACUUGUCUGCUCACAGCACCGAGAACAAGGCAUCUGUCUGCUCUGUGGAGGGAUCUCUGGGCUUCCUGGUGAGCACUCUCACCUACAAGUGUCAAAGCAACUCCCUGUCCAUCAUAGAGAGUGGCGGAGGCAUCUUACGAAAUGUGUCCAGUCUCAUUGCUACCCGUGAUGACUACAGAAAGAUUCUCCGUGAUCACAACUGCCUCCAGACUUUGUUGCAGCACCUUAAAUCACACAGCCUGACCAUCGUCAGCAACGCAUGUGGGACACUGUGGAAUCUUUCUGCUCGGUGUCCACAAGACCAAGAACUACUUUGGGAUUUAGGAGCCGUCAGCAUGCUGCGCAACCUUAUUCACUCCAAGCAUAAAAUGAUUGCAAUGGGCAGUGCAGCUGCUCUAAGAAACUUGCUUGCUCACAGGCCUCUAAAAUACAAGGAUGCUUCUGUCAUCUCACCAGGAUCCUGUAUGCCCUCUCUUUAUAUGAGAAAGCAAAAGGCACUGGAAGCUGAGCUGGAUGCUAAACAUCUUGCAGAAACUUUUGACUCCAUGGAUAAACAAGGACUUAAAUCUCAGCCUAUGAAGGGCCCAUUAAGGCACAUGGAGAGCCUGGUAAAAGAUUAUGCCUCUGACUCAGGGUGUUUUGAUGAUGAUGACAUCCCAAACACAUCUGGCAGUGCAGAAACUGGGAACUCCUCAAUUCUGUCCAUGUACCUAAACUCCUCCUUUAACCAAGGGCAACCUAUGCCAUGUGCUGGGUCAAUAAAGAGAGGGCCAGAAGCGGAAAAACCUGACAGCAAUAUACGUGAAUUGAAGAAACCACAUGGUGAGGUUUCAGUAACACCUGACAAAAUGGUCAAUAAGAUAACUUGUACAGUGGCCAAAAUAGACAGACUGGUAGAAGACAUUUCCAUCAUGCAUACAUCCUCAGAUGACAGCUUUAGUUUAAGCUCUGAAGACCACUGCAUUGAUUGGCCUUAUGGCUCAGAUGAGCUUCAUGAGGCCAGAGCUCAGUCCUGUUCUCCUUGUAGACUUUCUGACAAUAGUGGCAUAAUGAGGAGAGAUAACCUAAGUAGAGCUCAAGCACUUCUGCGUCUAAAAACUGCCUACACCAGUCUCUCCAAUGACAGUUUAAACAGUGGGAGCACAAGUGAUGGAUACUGCCCAAGGGAGCACAUGAAACCCUGUAGCAGGCCUGCCAUCAUGGAUUACAAAGAAGAACUACAAAGGUAUCAAAAACGUCCGAGUCGUUUGGAUCUAAAGAGUGUGUUGGUUAAGCCAGAGCAAAGUAAUUCAGCUGAGGGUCAGCUGGAGGAGAUAAUUCAUAAAGAAGAUUCAAGAGAAACUCACAACUCACUGAAAAGAAAUUUAACGUUUCUUAGCUUGAAGAACACAGAUGGUGUGGUACACAACAAAGACCAUACAAUGGUAAAUUCUAGCAGUAAAAUUCCAACAGACUCAUUGGUGCAUACCAUAAAGUUGUCUCCAUCUUACAAGCACAUCUCGGGCACUGAAAGCAUUGCGAAAAAAAGUACAGGGUUCCCUGGAAACAUUUUUCAAAAUGCUUUGUCUGGUAAAAAAAAUGCAUGGCUGGGGUCAUUACAGACAGACACCUUCAUAAAAACGUCAGAAAAGACCUCUGUCUACUCUUCUUCAGCAGGGGAGCAAGAAUCACUACAAAAAUAUGAAGUUGAGGGCACCCCAAUUUGUUUUUCUCGGUGCAGUUCUCUCUCUUCACUAUCUUCUGGUGACAAUCUAUUAGAUGGGCAAAGCCGUAGUGAGAAUGAGUUGGACAGUGACUCCUCUCUGGAGAUUUUGGAAGUGGAUGAGGGUAACCCAGACCACAAUACGAGUAAACAAGGGAGAGAGGAUGCAUCAGACAGAAAUUACCAAAAGGAUGAUGUUUCACCCAGUGCCAGUUUGCCUAUUGCAAUCCCUCUGCCAAAAUCAGAGAAACUCUUCCUCCGGGAUGUUUCACCUUCUAGACAUGACGAUAUGACCCCAUCCAGCUCUUCUGAAAACUAUAUUCAGGAAACACCUUUGGUAAUGAGCCGAUGCAGUUCUGUCAGCUCCCUUGGGAGUUUUGAAAGCCAUUCCAUUGCCAGUUCAAUUCAGAGUGACCCAUGUAGUGAAAUGAUCAGUGGAACCAUAAGCCCCAGUGAGCUACCAGACAGCCCUGGACAGACCAUGCCACCAAGCAGGAGCAAAACCCCAAAUUGUGAUCCUGGUGGCUUCUUAGAAAAGGAGACCAAUCAAUUCAACAUUCAGUGGGAAAAUAAUGUAAAGAAGUUCAUGGAAAUAACAGAUUUCAAGGAGAGGUUCCAGAUUCCCAAAGACAUUGACUCCAUGAUUUACUUUACAGUGGAGAAUCCUACAGAGAAUUUCUCAUGUGCAUCUAGUCUGAGUGCAUUGCCCUUGCAUGAGCAUUAUAUUCAAAAGGAUGUGGAGCUUAAACUUAUUCCUCCUUUUCCUGAGAAGAACUGUUUAAAUUUUGUAGCACAUGAGAAAAGUGGAGAGAGUCGUGAGGAAAGACUCUUAGGGAUGAUGAAGAAAUCUGAGCUUGAGCUUGUUUCAGAUGAUGACAUUGAUAUUCUUAAAGAGUGUAUUAACUCAGCCAUGCCUUCCAGACUCUGUAAAGUCAGUACCCCAGUCUUUAAUAGACAGGCCAAAAAGUCAAUGCAGGUCCCGGUAUACAUGCUGGUUCCAGCACAUACACAACUUCAUGCAUCCAAGAAUUUCCAUUUGAAAAGGGACUUACUUAAGGACGACUCAUCUUUCACUGACUCAGCUGAAGGGACCCCUGUGAACUUCUCAAGCGCUGCUUCACUAAGUGAUGAAACUUUGCAGUAUUCAUUGAAAGAUGAUCAAGAGCCAAGGGAUAGGUCAAGGAGCCGAACAGAGAGUAGAGAGUAUGGGACCAUGCUAGGCACUCCUGAACAAGUAGAAGGACUUGGGGUAUAUUCAGUUGGAAAUGUAGCAACCACUGAGGAGAAUAAGAUGAAAUGUAUUUAUGUGAAUUCAAAGAUUACUAGAAAAGGUAACACUAUGAACCAAGUGCUUCCUGUAAAAGCGCACCGCACAGAUGAUAAGAUAAGAAGUCUCGAUUCAAGUAAAAAAGUAACUGCAAACAGUAAACAGGGGAUUUGUUCUGCUAUUCACCCAACAAGGCACGAUGUAAGGCAAAGUGAGUAUGUUCAUGGGAACUUAGCUUUCCAGUCAUUCUGUCACACAACACCCACUGAGGAGGAAGUGUACUGUUUCUACGAAGACGAUGCAGACACAACAAAUUUAAGCAAAGACUCUCCAAAAAAGAAGGUGGAACAAUCUACUUGCAAAGGUCAGUACUUUGGAACUAAAACCAGAGAGACCACUUUAAUCAUCAAACCUGGUCCUCCUCCAACUAGAUUUCAGAAUAUGAUAGAAGAUGAGCCUAUGCCCUGCUACUCACUCAGCUCAUCCAUGAGCUCUCUUAGUGACCUGGAACCUGUUUAUACACAGGAAAAAGCAAACAAUUCUAGCAGACAUGCACCUAAGCCACAAUGCCGAGUUGCAAGCAGUCGAAUAGGAAACAGGGAAGCAUCUGCUAGCCAUACAUCAGAAGAAGACAACUGCACAAACUCAGCAGUGGCCAGGAAGAGAAAACUUUCAGCUCGCAAGAGGAAGCACAAGCUCAGGAAUGCUGAUAAAGGGGAAACACAGAAUAACUCAAAAGAACAAAGGGCACAAGAUGUAGGGGACUUGUCUGAUCUAGACAGUGUGGACUGGGAAGCUAUCAGAGAAGGUGCUAACUCGAUUGUCAGUUGGAUACACCAAGCUUCAGCUUCUAUUUCCAGAGACUCCUCAACCAUCUCCAGAGGCCCAUCAUCUGAUUCUUUGAUGUCUAGUCCUUCAGUCUCCACUCGGCAUCCUUUACAACCACGCAGCAGACAAACUAGGGAAUUGGCUUUACGUUCAAGGUUGCAGCGCUCUAAUCAAGUCCCAGUUGAUAGUGGUAAUGAGGUAACCAAAUCUGCUAGGGGUAAUACAGCAGUUACCCCAAACCACAAGCAGGGUCAUAUCCCUAUGGUCUUUCGAGGAAGAACUGUGAUCUACAUGCCCACUCAGGACAAAAAUCCUGCCAACAAACAACCUUCAAAUCAACCUGUUCAGGAUGUCAUAAAGGUCCCUAACACUGUGCGCUCUCGCAGCCUUCAUCGUCUAGGCAAAUCUUCAGACCUUGGAACAGAGCUCACUUUACCCAAAAGAAGUGCAACCCCUCCAGCCCGUAUAAGUUCUGCUCCCUCAGCUGGUUCUUCACAAAACUCAACACCAUCACGCAAACCACAGGACCCAGUAAAUCCACCAUCACCAAAGUCAAAGGCUACAAGGAACACACAGGCGUCUCCUGGUAAUAAAACUCAGAAGUCUCCUGUGCGCAUACCCUACAUGAAAAAGCCAAGUCCACGAGGCACACCUGCCCCUUCUCCACUUGCCAUGGAAUCUGUCAGCCCUCGACAGAGCCCUAUCAAAAAACCUGGUCUCCAUAAUAGUCGAUUCAACCAGGUUCGGAACAGUGAGUCUGGGAAAACCGGAUUCCUCCGACAAUUAACUUUCAUCAAAGAAACAAAAGGAAGCAUUAGAAGGCAGCACUCAGACUUGUCCCUUUCCCAGCGUCAGCACGGUGUUCCCCCUCGAAGUAGCGCAGCUCUGCCUGCAGUUUUUCUCUGUUCUUCACGUUGUGAGGAACUCAAAGUGCACAAAUCUUCUAAAGCCAAUGGUCCUCCAUCUCCAAGUCGACCACCACGAAGGACAAGUUCUGAGAGUCCAUCCCGCCUUCCUGUCCGAAAUAUGCCAUCUGCACCAGAACCUUUCAAGAGACAUUCUUCUUCUCCUCACAUCAAUCUUCCUGGGCCACGUGGGGAAAGCAGGACAAGUCAAUGCCUUUCAAAGUGUGAAGGCACAAGAGUUACAAGACUUGAUAGCUCAGGUAAAGCAACCUGGCGAAGGAUUCGUGAUGAAGAUAUUCCACAUAUUCUUCGAAGCACCUUGCCUGCUUGUGCUCUGCCAUUAGCAGAAGAGUCCAUUGAACCGCGAAGGAAAACAAGUGAUGCUGUAGUUCAGACAGAAGACUUCAUCAUCACAAAGACGAAUUCCAGCACAUCACCCACGCUGGAAAACAAUCCCAUGGGUGUUAGAAAUAGGCCAGGUGUGGCUUCAGCAGUACCAGAGCUGGGUAAAGCAGCUCUUGCUGUUGUGAAUUUACCCACCAGUAGACAUAGUUCUCCAAGCAAGGCUGCUCGAAUCACUCCAUUUAACUAUGUUCCUAGUCCAAUUAUCACAGUCACAGAGGAAGCAGCAGGUAAGGUAACCACUGAGUGAUUAAUUGGAUAUAUGGAACUUGGUUUGUGGAUAUACCCCAAAAGUUCUGGUUCUGAUGCAAAAGUCCUAUAUUUCUGGAUUUGAUCCAUCUGGACCUGACUUGGUUCUUACUCACAAAUCAUGUGCACCUUUGAACGAAGACUUUUCCACAGCUGAUGUCACUUCCCAGAAGUGGCUGAAUCAUGGAUUUUCCAUGCAGAUGAUAUUCGCACUUUAUGGUGAUGACAAGGUUGACAAAGAAUCUGCAAAAUGUUGAGAAAGAUUGACAUUACCCAGUGACAUACAUUUUGAAGAUUGUGAGGGAUAUUUUUGAGGUCAUUAUUUAAAAAAAAAAAAGAUUUAUGCCCUCACAUGCAAAUUCGUACCGGAGCUCAGGUUGUCAUACUGAACAAAAUACAAUAUGGCACAUUUUCCUCAGAGCCUAUAACUGAGUUGUUGAGGAUACUGCACAGACUUUAAUUCCCAGUGUACAAUCACAAUUAACAGCUUAUAUUGAACUCUUAAAAUGCUUUAAGCAAUGCCUUAAUUAGGGUAUAUGCUGCAUGCAUUCUACACAUCCUGUCUGCCCUAUCUUAAUGUAACCACAGCACAGCA
This is a messenger RNA of Spea bombifrons (plains spadefoot toad), 7768 nucleotides long. It is a transcript of the gene APC2, whose product is annotated as APC regulator of WNT signaling pathway 2. Lineage: Eukaryota; Metazoa; Chordata; Amphibia; Anura; Pelobatidae. Bases 146 to 7174 code for a protein of 2342 amino acids. Gene Ontology annotation, biological process: positive regulation of protein catabolic process; cell fate specification; negative regulation of microtubule depolymerization. The record is from RefSeq and is a predicted model, not a curated record. Gene Ontology annotation, molecular function: microtubule binding; beta-catenin binding; gamma-catenin binding. The transcript has 16 exons. Gene Ontology annotation, cellular component: beta-catenin destruction complex; cytoplasmic microtubule; catenin complex.